Messenger RNA from Engraulis encrasicolus (European anchovy), 8412 nucleotides. RefSeq names its product golgi brefeldin A resistant guanine nucleotide exchange factor 1 (gene gbf1). The coding region runs from base 287 to 5977 and encodes 1896 amino acids. The record is from RefSeq and is a predicted model, not a curated record. Lineage: Eukaryota; Metazoa; Chordata; Actinopteri; Clupeiformes; Engraulidae. The transcript is spliced from 41 exons. Gene Ontology annotation, biological process: regulation of ARF protein signal transduction. Gene Ontology annotation, molecular function: guanyl-nucleotide exchange factor activity.
CUGCUGAAUCUCCAGCUUCAGAUUGAUAGCCGGUUAGUAAGCUAACAGAGAUACGUUGCCAAAACCUUUCAGCAGCUCGUGAAAUUCAGGGCCAGCACAUGGAUUUCCCGUGUGUAAUGGUUUAAAAUGCAAGCGUUCAUUCAACUCUAGUCUUUGAAGAGCAUUACAUUCACAGGGUUCCAACUGGAAAUUUGUUUUUGAUCACCAGCAGCUAGCUGGUUGGCCAGCUAAUCAGUUGAAAAUCUGCAGAACGCCAUCUUGGUUUCGCACCCUAACAGAUUUCAACAUGGUGGACAAAAAUAUCUACAUUGUCCAAGGGGAGAUCGCGACAGUAGUCGGUGCCAUCAAGAGGAACUCGAGGAGCACGCACAUGCCCCUGGAUGAAGAACAAGACCCCCUUCUCAACAGCUUUAGCCAGCUGAAAGAAGUCCUCAACAACAUUAAAGCUCUCUCGGAUGUGGAACCCAUCGUGUUCUUGCGGCCCUUUCUGGAAGUGGUGCGUUCCGAGGACACCACUGGACCAAUCACAGGCCUCGCCCUGACCUCCGUCAACAAGUUCCUCUCCUACGGCCUUAUAGACUCCAAUCAUGAGGGGGCAGCGGAGGGCAUCGAGAACAUGGCCGACGCCGUCACACACGCGCGCUUCGUUGGCACCGACCCUGCCAGCGACGAGGUGGUACUCAUGAAGAUCCUACAGGUCCUGAGGACACUGCUGCUGACGCCCGUUGGGGCCCAUCUGACCAACGAGUCGGUGUGUGAGAUUAUGCAGUCCUGCUUCAGGAUCUGCUUUGAGAUGAGACUCAGUGAGCUCCUAAGGAAGUCCGCAGAACACACACUAGUGGACAUGGUGCAGCUGCUCUUCUCCAGGUUACCACAGUUUAAAGAAGAGGCGAAGAGCUUUGUGGGCACCAACAUGAAGAAGAUGCCAGGCUGUUUCCUGGACGCUCAAGAUGUGAUUGGUGCAGAGCAGCCUAAGCCAACCAAUCAGACAGGCCUAGAGAGGUUGAAGAUGCGUGCAGGUGGGAUGAGUGAGCCGUCUAAAUGGAAGAAGCAGAAGCGCUCGCCCCGCCCCCCUCGUCACAUGGCACGCAGUUCGUCAGGCCUAACAGACUCCACCCAGCCGUCAGUCAACAGCAGCCAAUCAGGGUUGCCAGGUGUGGAUCAGCAGCAGUCGGGUCUGCCGGUGUCGGACAGCGUGUCCUCGUCCAUCUCCAGCCCGGCCACGGACAGCGGUCUGGACUCGGGCUCCAAGACCACCUCCAGAGAGGACCUGUCCGACCUGGACACCGCCAGCUCCACCGCCACCACCCCCCUCAGCCCCUCCGCAGAGCCCAGCGCACCCGACCCACAGUGUGAUGUGGAGCGUGGCCAGUCGACGUCAGUGGAGUCCAUCCCCGAGGUUCUAGAAGACCGGGACUCGGUGGCCGACGGGUCCGACUCCGCCUCGGUCCACGACAUGGAUUACGUCAACCCCCGAGGGGUCCGCUUCACCCAGUCCACCCAGAAAGAGGGUGCAGCACUCAUUCCUUACGGGCUGCCCUGUCUGAGGGAGCUGUUCCGCUUCCUGAUCUCGCUGACCAAUCCGCAUGACCGCCACAACUCUGACGUGAUGAUGCACAUGGGCCUGCAGCUGCUGACAGUGGCCCUGGAGGCCGCCCACAUCGCCCCCUACCAGUCACUACUGGUACUGGUCAAGGACGAGCUCUGCAGACACCUAUUCCAGCUGCUGAGUGUGGACCGUAUCAACCUGUACUCUGCCUCCAUACGGGUGUGUUUCCUGCUCUUCGAGAGCAUGAGGGGGAACCUCAAGUUCCAGCUUGAGAUGUACCUGAAGAAGCUGAUGGACAUUGUGACGUGUGAGAACCCCAAGCUGCCGUAUGAGAUGAAGGAGAUGGCCCUGGAGGCCAUCGUGCAGCUCUGGAGGAUCCCCAGCCUCGUCACAGAGCUCUACAUCAACUACGACUGCGACUUCUACUGCUCCAACCUCUUCGAGGACCUCACCAAGCUGCUCUCCAAGAAUGCCUUCCCGGUGUCUGGCCAGCUCUACACCACGCACCUGCUCUCUCUGGAGGCGCUGCUCACCGUGAUUGACAGCACCGAGGCCCACUGCCAGGCCAAGGUGCUGAACAGCGCCGCCCAGCAGGACCAAUCAGAAACCAUCACGGCCGAGGGGGAGGGAUCAGUCGGCGGCACCGCUGAUUCCCUGAAAGUAGACAGUACCCUGAUGGCCAGCACCAAUGGGCUCUCUGCAGCAUCUGAAGCCACGCCCAUUUGCCCGCCCACCAGUGGCCACCUAAUGGCCGACAAGAUGAAGCUGGGCAGACAAGACCAGGAAGAGACAGACGCCGCUGAGAAGAAAUCGCCCAAAAGGCCCCACCGUUUCUCCAGCUGCCUACCAGACUCCCAGGAACUCAAUUACAUCAAGGAUAAGAAGAAGUACCUGAUCACGGGCACGGAGCAGUUCAACCAGAAGCCCAAGAAGGGCAUCCAGUUCCUGCAGGAGAAGGGCCUGCUCAGCAGCCCCAUGGACAACGGGGAGGUGGCCCAGUGGCUCCGGGAGAACCCGCGCCUCGACAAGAAGAUGAUCGGGGAGUUUGUCAGCGACCGCAAGCACAUGGACCUGCUCGACAGCUUCGUCAAUACAUUCCAGUUCCAGGGCCUGCGUAUAGACGAGGCGCUGCGUCUGUACCUGGAGGCCUUCAGGCUGCCCGGUGAAGCCCCCGUCAUCCAGCGCCUACUGGAAACCUUCACCGACAACUGGCAUAAAGUGAAUGGCUCUCCCUUCAUGACCAACGACGCGGGCUUCGCUCUGGCCUACGCCGUCAUCAUGCUCAACACGGACCAGCAUAACCACAACGUGCGCAAGCAGAACAUACCCAUGACCGUGGAGCAAUUCAAGAAGAACCUGAAGGGGGUGAACGGCAACAAGGACUUUGACCAGGACAUGCUGGAGGACAUCUACAACGCCAUUAAGAGUGAGGAGAUUGUGAUGCCGGACGAGCAGACGGGGCUGGUGAAGGAGAACUACGUGUGGAGCGUGCUGCUGCACCGCGGCGCCACGGCCGAGGGCGUCUUCCUGCACACGGCGCCCGGCAGCUACGACAACGACCUCUUCAGCAUGACCUGGGGGCCCACCAUCGCCGCCCUCUCCUACGUCUUCGACAAGAGCCUGGACGACACCAUCAUCCAGAAGGCCAUCGCAGGCUUCAGGAAAUGUGCCAUGAUCUCGGCUCACUACGGCUUCAGUGAUGUGUUCGACAACCUCAUCAUCUCCCUCUGCAAAUUCAGCACGCUCAGCAGCGAGUCUGUGGAGAACCUGCCGACAACGUUUGGCAGCAACCUGAAGGCUCAGGUGGCGGCCAAGACGGUCUUCAACCUGGCCCAUCGCCACGGCGACAUCCUGCGCGAGGGCUGGAAGAACAUCAUGGACUGCCUGCUGCAGCUGUUCAGGGCAGAGCUGCUGCCCAAGCCCAUGGUCGAGGUGGAGGACUUUGUGGAGCCAAAUGGCAAAAUCUCCCUCCAAAGGGAAGAGACCCCAUCACAGAGAGGAGAGUCUGCAGUGCAGAGCUUGAUGAACUGGCUGACACUGAGUGGAGCAGAGCAGUCUGGCCUCAGAGGGCCCUCCACAGAGAACCAGGAGGCCAAGCAGGCAGCACUGCUCUGUAUUAAGCAAUGUGAUCCAGAGAAGUUAAUAACGGAGAGUAAAUUCCUGCAGCUGGAGUCUCUUCAGGACUUGAUGAAGGCUUUGAUCUCAGUUACGCCGGAUGAAGAGACGUAUGAUGAAGUAGACGCUGCUUUCUGCCUGGAGAUGCUGCUACGUAUCGUAAUGGAGAACCGGGACCGUGUGUCGUGUGUGUGGCAGACGGUGCGAGACCACCUGUGCCACCUGUGUGUCCAUGCCAACGAGAGCUGCUUCCUGGUGGAGAGGUCUGUGGUGGGCCUCAUCAGACUAGCCAUCAGACUACUCAGGAGAGAAGACAUCAGCUCACAGGUGCUGCUGUCGCUGCGCUUGCUCCUGAUGAUGAAGCCUCACGUGCUGUCCCGCCGCCGCGUGAGCAGGGAGGUGGCUUACGGGCUGCACGAGCUGCUGAAGACCAACGCGGCCAACAUCCACUGCGGGGAGGACUGGUACACGCUCUUUACCCUGCUGGAGUGCAUCGGGGCCGGGGUCAAGCCGCCCGCCGCCCUGCAGAUGAGCGCCGGGAACGCCGACAACGACACAGGAGCACAGUCAGACAGCGAGGUGAGCUCGUACCACCCGAGCGACGUGUCGUCUGUGGACCGAGGCUACCUGUCGGACCCCGAGAUCUACAACGACCAGCACGGGAAGAGCCGCAUACCGCGCUCCACCACGGACGUAGACGUAGCUAACAGCGGCUGGCUUGUGGUGGGUAAGGAUGACCUGGAGAGCAGUAAGACGGUUGCAGCAGGUGUAGCUGUAGCUCCAGCGGCAGCAGGAGUAGGAGGAGGAGGCUCUGGCUCUAAGCCCCUGAACUACCCGCUGGUCAACCAGUAUGUGCUGACCCUGGGCCAAGACAUGGGCCUGCACGACACCAAGUCCCUCAUCAAGUGCACGGAGUCGCUCUCCUUCAUCGUGCGCGACGCCGCACACGUCACGCCAGAGAACUUUGAGCUCUGCGUCAAGACCAUCCGUGUCUUUGUGGAGGCCAGCCUCAACGGAGGCUACCGCACACAUGACAAGAAGAAAAGCCACAACUCCAAGUCGGGCCGACUGCGCAAGAAGCCUCGCGAGAAGGACGGGGUGUCCCGGCGCGCCAAGGCCAGCCAGCGGCUCUCGCGCUCUCACAGUGACGACGACGAUGAGGAGGAGGACGAGGGCGUGCCCGCCAGCUACCACACGGUGUCUUUACAGGUUAGUCAGGACCUUUUGGACCUGAUGCACACGCUGCAUACGCGGGCCGCCAGCAUCUACAGCUCCUGGGCCGAGGAGCAGCGCCACCCGGAGGCCGCCGCCAGCACCACAGGCAGGAAGAUCGAGGCCGACUCUCACACACUGUGGAGCAGCUGCUGGUGCCCACUACUGCAAGGCAUGGCGUGGCUGUGUUGUGACGCCAGGCGGCAGGUGCGCAUGCAGGCCCUGACCUACCUGCAGAGGGCGCUGCUGGUGCACGACCUACAAACACUCGACGCUGCUGAAUGGGAGUCCUGCUUCAACAAGGUACUGUUCCCACUUCUGACCAAACUGCUGGAUAACAUCAGUCCUGCUGACGUAGGUGGGAUGGAGGAGACACGCAUGAGAGCUUGCACUCUACUCUCAAAGGUGUUCCUGCAGCACCUGUCCCCUCUGCUGUCUCUGCCCACCUUCACUGCCUUGUGGCUCACCAUCCUGGAGUUCAUGGACAAGUACAUGCACGCCGGCUCCAGCGACCUGCUGCUGGAGGCUAUCCCUGAGUCCCUGAAGAACAUGCUGCUGGUGAUGGACACGGCAGGCAUCUUCCUGAGCUCGGACUCUCGCUCUGGCUACUCGGCCCUCUGGGAGAUCACCUGGGAACGCAUAGACUGCUUCCUGCCGCACCUCCGAGAAGAGCUAUUCAAGCAGGCUGUCAUGCCAGAGCCUGUGCCCAGUGUGCCAGUUGAGCCUCCGCAGCCCCCAGCUCCGUCCCCUCCCCCCGCUGCUCCCCCCACGGAGCCCAAGGCCCCCAGCCGGCCCGCCUCGCCACAGGACAACACAGCCCCACCUAGUGCCAAUGGCACAGACAGAGUGUCCCCUGUGCCCCCCUCCUCUCCUCCUCUGCCCACCCCCGUGAAGAUGUCCCCCGCCGAGUCUCCUCCUCCUCCGUCUCUCAGCCAAUCGCCUCUCAUCCUGCAGCCCCUGGCCUCGCCGCUACAGGUCGGUGUGCCGCCAAUGUCCCUGCCAAUCAUCCUGAACCCCGCCCUCAUCGAGGCCACCUCUCCGGUGCCUCUGCUUCCCAGCCAGCGGCCCGCCGAACCAGCCGACCCCACGGAGGUCAAGUAACAACACAACACGACACGACACACCACCGACUCCUCAGCAGCCAUGGAGGCCCAAUAGCAACACCACCGACUCCUCAACGCAACGCAACCCACUCCACUCUACGCCCACCCCCCGACGACCCAUACCAUCACUGCUGGGAAGGAAAUGACUAAACCGCUCCAACGAAGGAAUGAACUUCUGACAUUGAAUGAUGGAAUCAAAACUUGGCAGUGUGGUCACCACUUGAGUGGGUGGAAAUCAUUGAAAGGAAUUAAAACGUGGUGACUUAGGGAGACACUCACAAGCACAGAUACAAACAGACACCGUAUUUAAAAAGCAGCUGCUCUGCAACACUGUCAGGUUUGAUGCCUUGCUCCAGUGGUGUCCUUGUGGGCUCUUGUCUCUUUCUCAAACUCAGAAGUUAUUUAUUAUUCUAAUUAUUACUACUACCACUACUACUUCUAAAUAGUCUACUUUCAGCUGUUCAGACUCGACAGGACCCCUGGAGCAAUGGCUGUGUGUAGGACAGAGCUGCAUACAUCUCCCAUCUCAACAGACAGUAACUGAUCCUGAUUCAGGUCAAGAAGGCCCAAUGUGUGACACACACACACACACACACACACAUUCACACUCACCCCCUACUGAGGGACUAAGACUGGACUGGAAGCCUCUCACCCCAGCAAAGCUACUGCAUGUUAGUGUACACAUUUAACUCUAGUUUUAAUCAGCAGGAAGCUCAACUUUACUCUGUAUGUUGCAGGAGUCAAACACGUACGCAAACACACACAGAACAUUAUAUUUUUUAAUAAAAAUAAAUAAGAGAACUACAUUAUAAAGAUCCUCCCAAAGAGUUGUUUGGAUGAGUGUGCCAGGCCUGGUGAGAUCCUGAGCACUGAGCUAGUAUAGACUGUGAAUGGUGGAUAGCAUGAAGUGGAUGUGUGAGGUCAUGUUUCAAGUGUUGACCAAUGGCACCAAUGGACACAAGCCCUUGCACCUACAUAAUGGAAAGUAAAUAGUCUAUCUGAGAAUCAUGGCUCCUGCAGGCUUCGUCAUGGUCUACACAUCCAUCGCCUUACCAUAGAUCUUCUACUAGAGUAGAACCAGAGAGAACACCGGAAGAGGAAUCUUACGCUCUGCUAGAACAUUCCUUCACCAGUGCUUAGUUGAGGCAGGGAGGGGGGUUAUGGGUGAUGGGGGUUGGCAUUGUAAGUUAUCCAGCCUUGAAAUUCCAGACAUUUUUUGUGUUAAUUUUUAUGAUUGUUAGUUUUAUUGAUAUAUAUUUUUAAAUAAUUUCCACGUCUUACAAAAAAAGAGAGAUUAUUUAAAAGUGCGUUGUAUGUGUGAUAUGAGUGGUUGUGUGGCAUGUCGAUGUGAUCUUGAUGUGGUCUACUGUGAUGAUCUUACCAGUCCUCAGUCCAUGCACCUUAGCUGUGUGGUUUGUGUUGGGGGAACAGACGGGGAGUAUCCAAAAUGCUCCACUCGUGCACCACCCUGUAGUGCACUAUGUAAGGGACAACACAUUGUAUGUGGUGAUUGAACUAUGACAUAAAGGGUUCCUUGUCAGCCAUGGCCUCUUUAGUGCCUCCUGUUGGUCCCAGCUUCUCAUGAGGUGUUCUUUACACCACUGGUCCAAUGGAGUUAUUACCAUUGUAGAUCCCAGAGCAACGUUGCACACUGAGGAAGGCACACGCCGAAACGCGUCUGUGCACAGAAAAAUAAAGAAAACAAUUGAUGCAAGGUGCGCCCCCCUUUUCUUUGAUUCUAAAGAUCCCAGAGCAUAUCUGGUACUGUACCCAGUGUAAGGAAGAAAUGUUCUUAUCUGAGACAGCCCUAUACCGUAUAUCGCUUUUUUCUGUUGACACCCCCAGUUUGUAGCGUAACGUAUUGCGUUAGACCAAUGUAAGCAGAUGGUGCAUAAAGGAGACUUUCAGGAGGCUAAGCUUCUGAGGGCUGCCCUGAGGAACGCCCUCAAGCAUGACGGUGACAUCCAGUUAGACAUCAUCUGCCAGUAGCCUGACAGCAGAAUGACCAGUGAUGGCCCAGUAAAAUACACUCAUACACCCACUACGCUGCAACACUAUGAAGGUGACAGCCCCUCUCUUCAUAUCUACUCGUAUGUCACACACACUCACGCACAUCAUCAGAGAGGCAAGAGGCUGCUUUGAAUCUUCCAAAUAAGGACUUCCAUAGACCUGAUCCUCAUGGGGAACUCUGGUUUGAAGAAGAGGAGCAGAAUCACCUGCUGGGUUCCUCUCCUGGAGAACCUAGUUCUUGUGUUCCUGUCCCGCUGGGUCGAUAUUGUUCCCUUUGCGCGAGCUCAGUUCUAUGGUGUAUGUUGUACUGCAUUCUUAGGAACUGAAAUCAGGAACUAAUUCUGAGCUAAACCUGGAAAUAUUGUGUAUAUAUAAAUAAAUGGUCAUGUACUUUUUAUUAUGUAAUAAAUAUAAGGAAAAUAA